Molecule: messenger RNA, 4684 nt
Organism: Cololabis saira (Pacific saury)
Lineage: Eukaryota; Metazoa; Chordata; Actinopteri; Beloniformes; Belonidae
Gene: clic1
Product: chloride intracellular channel 1
Exons: 7
Coding region: 243-971 (242 amino acids)
Source: RefSeq, a predicted model, not a curated record
CUGGUCUCCCCCUCAUAACAGCACCAUAGAUAUAAUGUAAAGGCUUUAUGUAUUUAUAUCUGUGAGCAGCACCAGGAAAUGGAAGUGAUGACGCCGCUGAUGAUGAUGAUGAUGAUGAUGAAGGGACGGACUUUCAGGCUGAGCAGACGGACUGAGUGACUAACGGCACUGACAACUUCCAACACUGUACGUUUCUGAGACGCAUACAUAAAACUGGACAUAUUUCAACUGGUUCAGAGAAGAUGAGCGACGCGGAGAAGCCCAGAGUGGAACUUUUCGUGAAGGCAGGAAGCGAUGGCCAGAGCAUCGGCAACUGUCCUUUCUCUCAGCGCCUCUUCAUGGUGCUGUGGCUGAAGGGAGUGGCCUUUGACGUCACCACGGUGGACAUGAAAAGGAAACCAGACAUUUUGAAGGACCUUGCGCCGGGUGCGAUGCCUCCCUUCCUGCUGUACAAGAGUGAGGUGAAAACUGACACCAACAAGAUUGAGGAGUUCCUGGAGGAAAACCUCGCUCCUCCAGAGUGUCCCCGUCUGGCUGCUCGUAAUCCAGAGUCCAACACGGCAGGCAUGGACGUCUUCUCCAAGUUCUCCGCUUACGUCAAGAACUCCAACCCUCAGGCCAACGACAAUCUAGAGAAAGGUCUGCUGAAGGCUUUGAAGAAACUAGACGACUACCUCGGCUCCCCACUUCCUGACGAAAUCGACGAGAAUAGCGCCGAUGAGGUCACUUCCUCAUCGCGCCCCUUCCUGGACGGGCAAGAGCUCACUCUGGCCGACUGCAACUUGCUGCCCAAGCUGAACAUCGUGAAGGUGGUGUGCUUGAAAUACAGAAACUUCAGUCUCCCUCAGUCUCUCACAAACCUGUGGCGGUACCUGAACGCCGCCUACGCCCGGGAAGAGUUUUCCUCCACCUGCCCGAACGACGAGGAGAUCCACAUUGCCUACUCCUCCGUAGCCAAGGCUCUCAAGUAGCAGGCCAAUGGCAGGGGAACAUAUGAAGGAUAUACUCGCAGAGGAACAUGCAAAAAGUAUAAAAACAAAAGACGCGCAAGCACACACACACACACACACACACACACACACACACACAAAAUACUGUUUUGUAAAAAAACAAGUCUGCAAGCCACAUGUUCUACUGGUCCCCCUGCUGAUCGUUAGUGCCUGUUUAACAUCUGCAUGGUCUUCUCUGUAAAGCUUUACAUCACCUUUGAUAACAUAGUUUUCCCUUUGUUUUUGUGUUCUUUUUUAUUGAAACAUGAUCAUCUUAUAGCAGCAGGGAAACAAACAAGGAAGUGCAGGAGUCAGAUAACCAUUCAAGCUUGUUAACCGUCCAAAUAUCAGUCUUUUCAGGAUAUAAACACACUUCUUGUGAUGUAACCAUCACGUUGCUUCAACAUGUACAUGUUCAUACAAUUCACUUUUGUUUUCUUUUAACUACAGCCUUGUACAGUUUUUGAUGCUUCUUCCUCCACUCUUAUCUUGAUAUUUCCUUCCACAUGUCCUGGAUGUUUUGGGAGUAAUUUCAACAGACACAAAGCUGCCUACCAGAUCAGACCUUCGCUAGUACUUUGCAAACCUCUCACAGUAGAGCUGGGUAUCGAUUCAAAUGUCAAGAAUCGAUUCGAUUCCGAUUCUUAAUAUUCAGAAUCGAUGAUCAUGAUUCGAUCCGAUUCGAUAUUGAUUUGGCUUAGUGUUAUUUAAAAUGUUUUUUGAGCUGUUGCAUGAAUUAUAUGACUGUAAAAUAACUAGUGAAAUAAUAAUUUCACAAUAAUUAUUGUGAAAUAACUAAGAAAUAAAUAACUCAAACAGGCCUUUCAAUAUCAAUUUAAAGUGCAAAAAAGAAAGAAAUUGCAACAGUUCAUGCAGUAAACAAAUCAUUUUAGCUUAUCUAAUUUAUUCUGUCACCACGCACACAUAUCGCCAUGAAGCACCUGGCAUUUUUCAGAAGUGUCAUGACAAACUGUGUGUCCGACUACUGGGAUUAAAGUUCACCUGGCGAAAAAAAAACCGAUCUUUAGACAUAAGAAUUGAUUUUUAGGAAUUAAUAUGAGAAUCGAUUUAGAAUCGGAAAAUUGAUUUCUUUCAACACAGGCCUAUCUCACAGGCCGAUUAACCUCCCCACCUCCAUAAUUAAGGAAGUGACAUUUGCGUACCAGCAGCAGCAGCUCACCUGCCAAAGAGUCUUUUGUGGUUUCAGCUGUGAUCACAGAUGUUUUCACAUGGGCUUUUAUCACCAGAGGGAACACAGCCUGUUAUAGUUAGCGAGAGCAUCUUCUGCAGCGUCAGUCCGUCGUGCUGCGCUGCAGAGAGGAAGGGGGCGUGCACCGGCUCUCGCGCUGGAAACAGUUAAACAGGAAAUGCUUUUAAAAGAGUCCGGGCUUCCCCUCUCGGCGCUCCCGCUGCAGGCGUGAUCCAUUUGUGACUGUAAAGGCGUCUAGCCAACAAUUCACUUGUUUUGCCUGUUUUUAAUGGAAGGAGGUUGAAAGCGUGUUGAAUUCAGUAAACUAUAAAAAAUUAGGAAAUCUAAAAGUAAGCUUGCCCAACAUUAAAACCUGAAGUACCUUUAAUGGCUUCUGUUUAAGCGGCUGCUGCCUUCACUUCAGCAGCGUUGUGUGUGCGUUGCUGAACUGCUGCAUCAGCGUGGCUUGUGUGUAUCCACACACGCACACGUUCUCUGCAUUUAUGGCCACAAACGUAGAGAUGUGUGUAUUCCAUUGCUGACGUGACUAUAAAGUGAAGACAUCCUGUGUGCACACUGAAACUACCACGAAGGUGUAUUGUAACUGAUAUAAGUUGAAAAUGAGUGGUGGGAAGAGAGGUGGUCUGUUGCUCAUUACUGUCUAUCUGAACUAACUCUGCACGCAUUCAGAGAAACACGACAAGUCCAAUCACAGAUUAGAUUUACUCUGAACAACUAGUGCCCACGUACUCCAAACAUGUCCAACUAAAAGGUCUAGCUUUUGUUUUUUUUGUUUUUUUUGUUUUACCUCUAGUUACAAAAAUCCUGUUUUGCCUAUACUUUCUGUCAAAUUUCCAGUUUAUUUUCAAUAUCUUUGGUGACUAUAUCUCUGGUACUGCAGAAAAAAAACAUUUCAAACCCAAGUAUCCUGAGAGGAGGACACAUGAAUUCUCAGAUUUUUAUACACAUAUAUAUAUAUAUAUAUAUAUAUAUAUAUAUAUAUAUAUAUAUAUAUAUAUAUAUAUAUACAUACAUACAUACAUACAUACAUACAGGACUGUCUCAGAAAAUUAGAAUAUUGUGAUAAAGUCCUUUAAUUUCUGUAAUGCAAUUACAAAUCAACUGAAAUAUUGCAAGCCUUUUAUUUUAAUAUUGCUGAUUAUAGCUUACAGUUUAAGAUUAAGAUUCCCACAAUAUUCUAAUUUUCUGAGACAGUCCUGUAUAUAAUCUUUUUUCUGUCUUUUAUUUGGGGAUUUUCAGAAUAAAAGGACAUGUUACCGUCACCAGCCUUAAAUCUGAUAUACACUGUGUGCAAUUCCUGGCUGUCUUAGAUGAGUUAGUUGCUGUUGCUAAUUUCAACAAGUUCAUGGGCUUUACAGUUUUGUGGUGGCGACUGCCUGUGUGAAAACCUUGUCCCAUGAUGUUUUAGACACAAAAGGACCCUCUUUUGCAGAGGGGUGUUCAAAUGGGACUCAUAAAUGCCAUGGAGGGAUAUGUGCAAAAUUCUUAAAAGAAAAUUGGUUGGUAAUAAGGUUAAAUUGGAGGCGAGGGUUUGUGGCCUAACCAUCUUCUCCUCACAUCCCCGCUCCAGCAGCUCAGCAGGUAACAUCGUGAUACAGUCAUGAGAUGGCCAUAUUUGCACAGCGCGUGACCACCGUUGUUCUUUAAACCUCGUGUCCUCAGAAACGCCUAGCGGACGCUCCACUGUCCAGCCCUGGAAGUCUGCUCUUCUGAAGUCUGCUCUGUUUAAAUUGACUUGAAGUAAAAUCACCCUGGGGAAACUGGAGCUAAUGUCAACAUGCUUCAUCUAACUGUUGUGGCUGUUGUUGUUAAACAUGUUACGGUUUAAAGCUCUUCAUGUGAAGUAGUGUCUCUCCAAUCAGAAGGAGACUUGUUUGACAGGGAAAAGAAACUGAAGUGCAAUUCACACAGAUUUCGAUUGUUUGAGAAAUGUGUUGUAAUAAAGUGAACUAACCCCUCCUUGAAGAGCUGUUGUCUGUUGAUGAAGGAGUUUAUACAUUUUAUCGCUCUGUACUGAUGGGAAUUUUAUCUUUGUAUGUUUUUUUUCUCAAGUAAACUAAUGUUUAAAGGAUUAAAGUCUGAAUAAUCUCACUGCUGAUAUACCGUAAGGUUUAUUUCACCAGGUAUGGAAGAGAUGAUCACUUUUUACUACAGAAUUAUUAGUUUCAAUUGUUAUUUUAAUUACCGGUAGUUAAUUUCAUUUGAUAUCAUCGGUGUAGUUUUUUUUUUUUUUUCACUCAAAAUUUUAACCCUUUUUUAAAAUCUUAUGUGCAUAUUCUUUGUGACCGAUAUUGUGCUUUUGGCUUUUGUCUCUCUCCAUAAUGUUGUCAUUGUUAAAAGCAGCUGCACUUAAAAGUCUGCACGAUCAAAGCGCUCAGUGGACUCGAAUCAACAAUGAACACAAACUAAUACCACACCCCAAGUGUAUUUUGUACUUAAAAGAACUCACAUUUAAUAAUUUCCCAAUAAAUGGUCUUGAUAAUAA